Molecule: messenger RNA, 2878 nt
Organism: Xyrauchen texanus (razorback sucker)
Lineage: Eukaryota; Metazoa; Chordata; Actinopteri; Cypriniformes; Catostomidae
Product: gamma-aminobutyric acid receptor subunit rho-3
Exons: 9
Coding region: 1456-2871 (471 amino acids)
Biological process (GO): nervous system process; signal transduction; regulation of membrane potential
Cellular component (GO): neuron projection; GABA-A receptor complex; membrane
Molecular function (GO): GABA-A receptor activity; neurotransmitter receptor activity; extracellular ligand-gated monoatomic ion channel activity
Source: RefSeq, a predicted model, not a curated record
GCCCAUGAGCGUUUUAUAAUAAUAACUAAUGAUGGAAUCUGCCUGAAAAUGGAACAGGACAUCAGGUGAUGACAGAGCUAAAAAUGCCCUGUCAAUCUGUGACAAUUUUUUAGCCCUGACUUAUGCCAUAAAAUAUUCAAUUGCAUGACAAAAUUCUUUUGCAAAACAUAAAAUUCAACUAACUAUAAUUUAAAACUUAAAUUUGCUUCCUUAGUUGAAUUCAAAUAGGUGCUAAUGUUACAACUUGCAGUUCUGUUUUUUUUAACCACUUUGAAUUUUAUUACACAUAAAAAAGUUUCAAACGCUGAAAAAUGAUUUUGACUUAAUCAGAUGUUUGAAGUUUCUUGAAUGGAUGACAACAAAUAUGCAAUUAUAACAUAAUGAUAAAAUAUUUUUUUAACAGUGUAAUGUUGAUCCCUUGGCAUGAUAUUUAUUCUCAUAUGUCUAAUUUGAUAUAAUUUACAAAACACCUGUUAUGCCCAAGCGGUUGUAAUGUUCCUUUAGCUCAACUAUUUAAGCAUAGCACUAGCAUCGCCAAGGUCAUGAGUUGGAUUCACAGCGAAUGCAUGGACUGAGAAAAUGUAUACCCUGAAUGCACCGUGAGUCUCUUUGGAUGAAAGCAUCUGUCAAAUGCAUAAACUGAAAUGUUAUAAUAUUCUCGAAAUAAGGUGAACGAGAGGACACGGACAGGAUUACAUCACCUUAUGUCCAUAAAAUAUAUCACGGUGACCUUUAUGUUCAUCUUAUUUUCUUUGAGUUUUUUAGAUGUUCCACUUUCAGAAUCCAAACUUUCCUCAUCAGGUGUAUGGUUGUGGGUUUGGCCAGUGGACAGGUAUGAAGUGUUUAUCUUCUCUAAAUAGACAUAGCACAAAGCUCCUGCUCUGUGGAAAUCCUGAUUAGAGGUGGUCCCAGCCCGCUGUGUAGGUUAGUUUAGAUGGAAAGAUUUUACUAGCAACAGAUAAGAGGAUUUGAGAGGAAUUAAUGUCAUUCUUUUAUUACUGUAAGAAUAAAUUCCUAACGAUUUAUGUUUGGGUGACAAAGCAGAGCAUCAGAGCAUGUGGAUGGUAAGGGAUGUGUUCUGAGCUCAUCAAACACAACCUGACGGGUUAAAAAAGCCCUCACUUACAUGCACACAAUUGGAAUAGGAAGCUGAAUUAUGCAGUGACUGACUGAGGAUAUAUGCUCUAAGAUGCUCAGAUAUGCACAAUAUAAGAUUUGUGAUAAUAUAAGAUUCAAGAUUUAUGAUUAGGUUCGGAGACACCAACGUGUGAAGAUCUACAGGGGUCAAAAGGAUUGCCGUGCCGUUUCCCAACGCCCUCUCAACUGAGGUGUGCUGGGGAUGGCCAGGACUCAGGAGCAGUCCUGUAUUGGCCCCAUGGAAGAUUUCUGGACUACUGUUGCAGGACACAGAGACCCAGAGAAAGAGAGACAGGUGUUUCAUAUUCCAGCCAGGCCAUGAAGCUGGUCUUGCUGAUCCUCAGGUUGCUGUGCCUCGCCUGCCUCUGGCCUGAAACCUUGUUAAACAGCCGCUACCCUGACCGUAAGAAGAACAAGGAUGUUUACUUGGUUGAGCAUGCCAAACACAAAUUCAGAGGACGGAUUGACUACAAAUUAAAGAAAAAAGACAGCACCAAGUCCCUUCUCAUCAAAAGUGAACAGCUACUAAAAAUCGAAGAUUGUGACUUUGCCAUGAGGCCUGGAUUUGGAGGUUCUGCCAUACCUGUGGGCAUUGAUGUACAGGUGGAGAGCAUAGAUAGCAUCUCUGAAGUUAAUAUGGACUUCACAAUGACCCUGUACCUGAGGCAUUAUUGGAAGGAUGAACGGUUGGCUUUUCCCUCAAGUAACAAUCUCAGCCGAACAUUUGAUGGCCGGCUGUUGAACAAGAUCUGGAAGCCAGAUGUGUUCUUCGUCCAUUCCAAACGCUCCUUCAUCCAUGACACCACCAUGGAGAACAUCAUGCUGAGGGUUUACCCUGAUGGCAACAUCCUCUACAGCGUCAGGAUUACAGUUACUGCUUUGUGCUCAAUGGACUUCAGUAGAUUUCCUCUGGACACUCAGAACUGUUCCCUGGAACUGGAGAGCUAUGCAUAUAACGAGAACGACCUCAUGUUGUACUGGAAAAAUGGCAAUGAUUCUUUAAGAACAGAAGAGAUCGCCCUCUCUCAGUUCUUCAUUGAGGAGUUCCAACCCUCCCAUGGUCUUGCUUUGUACAGUAGUACAGGCUGGUACAACAGGCUGUAUAUCAACUUUAUCCUCAGAAGACACAUAUUCUUCUUCAUGCUGCAAACAUAUUUUCCCACAAUGUUAAUGGUGGUGCUAUCCUGGGUGUCUUUUUGGAUUGACAGGCGGGCAGUACCAGCCCGUGUCUCACUUGGCAUCACUACAGUGCUGACAAUGUCCACCAUAAUUACGGGAGUGUCAGCGUCCAUGCCUCAGGUGUCAUAUGUGAAAGCAGUGGACAUCUACUUGUGGACCAGCUUCCUGUUCGUGUUUCUUUCCGUCAUUGAGUAUGCAGCUGUCAACUACUUUACCACCAAGGAGGAGAUGAAGAAACUCAAGCAAUUGAAGCUCUCAGAAUAUGAUGCCUCUCAAGCCAUGGCCUUUGAUGGCUGUUUCCACGAUACAGAUAUAGAGCUCAGCUCAUUUCCUCCACUGUCCGAUAAAAACACGGACCCAUGCAUGUCCUCCCUGAACUCUACAAUGACCGACCUCCCUCCAGUGAAGGGUACGCGCCUCCGUCGGCGACGUUCUAUCCGCCAAAGUGUAAACCAUAUCAUAACCAAUAGUUACAAGAUUGACUCCUACUCCAGAAUAUUCUUUCCUUUGGCAUACUUUCUCUUCAAUAUCAUCUACUGGAGCAUCUACUCAUGAUUGAGAG